AUCCUAAUUCAAUGUACUUUUCAACAACACUUUUUGUACUUCGCUUUUCCUUUUUCCCUCCUUCCAAAUACACGCUUCUACACGCUUAUUAAGCACAGCUUUCUCACUCUUCCUUCUCAACCUUCUGCAGAACCAAGAAGCACCGUCGUUCUCCGAACACCAACGUUCUCAAACACUCAGGAACCAUGUCAAGAGCUCCAAUCCUCAUGAAAGAUCUGGUCAAGGGAAACCAGAUAUGGAAAAUGGCUAUUAGGGUUGUUGAUUUGUGGAUUGUUACUGAAAAAAAUGGUUAUCAGCACAUUGAAAUGGUCAUUUAAGAUGGAGAGGUAUAUCCUUUUGUUAAUGUUGUUUGUGGGUUUCUUUACUUCUUGCCGACUGAUUUGUGUGAAUCUAAUAAAGCGAUUUGUUCAUCCUUUUAACAGGGUGAUAAGAUUCAUGUCACCACCAGGAACAGAGACUUCAACGACUGGGUUCAACAGGUCAAGGAGCAUGACACUUUUUUUCUUUAUAAUGGAGAACCUGUUGACAACGACGCCGCUUUGAAAGUUUUCUCUAACACACUCAAGCUCGUCUUCAACGGAGGAACUACGAUGACGAAUGUCGCCAUACCUGAAAUACCUACUCACAAAUUCUGUUUUCACCCGAUUGCAAACUUUCUCAAAGGGGACUUCAAACAUGAUUUGCUAUAUGAUGUCAUUGGAGUGUUGCAAGAUGUUGUUAAGACCCAACAGGGAGGUGGUGGAAGAAAAUCUUGCGUCAACGUCACUUUACGUGAUGUCGAAGGAAAUAGCAUUGAGCUGGUGUUAUGGGAUGAUUACGGCAAGCAAUUCAUGAACUACACUACCCCGAACAACAUUUCAGGGCCUACUAUCAUCAUACUGACACAUGCCUGGUGCAAGCCAAAUUCAGUAUCAGGUUUCCCGUGUCUAUCCAAUGCAUGGAACGGCUCAAGGCUUUACAUAAACCUGGAGCAUCCACAAGUCAAUGAAUUCAAAGCUAGUUUUGGAGCAACUGCUUUGUCCAAUAUACCUGCCCUUUCCCAAUCACUAACCUGCGAUUCUACCAUUCAACCUGUUAACAACUUCUGGACAGGCUUGGGUGAGGUCAAGAGUAUCCAAGCAAUCUCUGAUUUGGGAAAGGAUUGUUAUGCAACAACGAUUGGGACUACCGUCGGCUUAAGAGCCUCCAAAAACGGUUGGUAUUUUGAGUCAUGCACUGGAUCCUCUGGGAAUGCAAAUCCGGAACCUGUUACCAAAUUCAAAGUUGAAGUUGAGGUAGUGUAUGAUGGACACAAGGGAAUCUUCGUUUUUUGGGAUAAGGACUGUAUUCCUUAUACUAAACUGACUGCUAAGGAAAUAAGAGAAGUUAUGAAGACGGCUGGAGAGGACAACCCAAAAAUUUGGCCUGCUCAACUAGAUGUCCUGCUGAAUAGAGAACUCGCCUUUCGUAUCAAGUAUCAAUCACAAUACCAGCAAUUCUCAGUCGUGAAAAUACUUAACGACGAAGACCUUUACAACAAGUUUCACAACUACCUCACCACAAAUCAGAAUCCACCCAAUCCUCCUGUUCUAGCAAAUUCCACCACUGCUCCUAAUACAAGCCAAACACAGAAACAUCUGAACAAUCACUAUGCGCUAGAGCUGCCUCGGCUGCUAACCAUACUUCAAGUCCAAAAGCAAGCUCGAACACCACUCCUGCCAAGAGGAUUGCUAUGUCAACCUCGGUUAAUGAUCUCAUACUGGCUGAAGAGCUCACUCCUAAGCAAUCGGCCACAAAAUCCAAGCCUGGAAAGAAAAUUAAGCAUUUGAAGAAGGAGUAAUUUGGUGGGGUGUUCUCGGCUCUUUGUCUCAUUUUUUGAUGCUGUUUGUAGCAUAUAAUCAGUUGUAAGGAUUUAAUCCAACUAUUUAGUAUUUAUUUUGUUGCCCACUCUCACUACGAGUGUUCUAUGCCAUGAUGCACUGUACUUUAACUCCUAACUCGCGGCAGUGCUAUUUUGUGUUGUAUUCAUGCUGGAUUUUUAAUUUUUAUUCUCAAGGCAUUUUAUUUAUAUAUGUUGAUAUUAUUCUUAAUACUCCACUGAUAGGCAAUCGAAAUAACUUCAUAAAAAAAGCAAAUAGACUGGCCAUGAUAUGAACAAAUACUCUUAGAACUGUUGUACCU
This is a messenger RNA of Vicia villosa (hairy vetch), 2160 nucleotides long. RefSeq lists its product as uncharacterized. The coding region runs from base 591 to 1808 and encodes 405 amino acids. The record is from RefSeq and is a predicted model, not a curated record. Lineage: Eukaryota; Viridiplantae; Streptophyta; Magnoliopsida; Fabales; Fabaceae. The transcript is spliced from 10 exons.